ACGGAGUAUUUAUUUACAUCGGCAGGCACAGGACAGGAGAGGCAAAAAUCGUUUCUUGUUCCUUUGUUCGUCCUAUUCCUCCUCCUCCAACACCAGCCGCCGGAGCAGUCUAGGAAACGCAAAGUUAGAGCUUUGAAGAGCGGAAGAUUAGAGCUUUGGCUAUGGUGCUUAGGACUAGGGAAUAAAAGAUUUCCUAUAUCUUAAUUAAAAACAUGGCUGGGGUUGCGAUUGUUUUGGAUCUACUCCGUAAAAACCCGAGCUCCACUGGUCACACCCUCCAUUCUUACGGCGUUCUCUCAGCUCAAGUCGCCGCCUCUGCUGCCGCAGCUUCUAUUGCGGCGGCUACCACUCCUUUUGCUUCUAGGGCCUUCUUCGGAAACAGCCUGGCAUUUUGUGAUGCUGGCUCGGGGCUCACAGGGGAUUAUAUUUCUAGCUUAGGAAGUGAUUUAUCACCAAUUAACUUCAAUCAUCACUUUUCCAAAGUAUAUUUAGUUGAACAAAAACCGCUGCUCUCUGCAUUUUAUUGGAGAAGUUUUGCCCUCACAUCCUUAAGGACUUUCCUAUUGAAUUACAUGGCUCUGGUGGAGUCAUGUAUGAAGAUUAAGCAGGAGGACGACGGGGACGACGAGGAAGAAGAAGAUGAUGACUAUCUUCAAGACUCCCUGGAAGAGAAGCCAGUGGAUUUGAUCACUCCUUUUAAGACAUCAGUCAGACACAUUUGUCGUGAGACAACAGUUGUGACCAUUAGACGAGUGUUAGAGCGAGUUGCUGUCCAUUAUGUCUCACAGCGCAUGGCGUGGAAACUCCUCAAAGAUAUUCCAAAGUCAGCUGCUCGCAAGGCAGGACGUAAAAUGCCAACUUUAGUCUACACAUACAGUGUUAGCAGAUCAACUUUCAGAGGUUAUGUCCUAGGAACUCUUGCAUCGUGGAUAGUCCAAAUUGGGAUAGAUAUAUACGGACUCUUCAACUCACAGGCUGACAAAGAAGAAAAAGUUAGGCUGUUUGGGAAGAAGGUUUACACCACUACUAUUAGGUGCGGUACAUCUCUUGUUUUUGCUUCCAUUGGUGCUGGAUUAGGAGCUGCUUUCAUUCAUCCCACACUCGGCCAGUGGAUAGGGUGCGCGGUGGGGGAUUUUGCUGGACCUUACAUACUUGCCAUGUCUUUCCAACUCUAGUCCGCUCCCAUUUCUCCGCUGUCAUAAUAUUAUUCAAUAAUAAUAAUUAGCCUUAUUAUAUUAUGAUGAUGAUGAUAUUUAUUAUCAAUGGAAAUCAAUUCCUUCCUUGUUUUUUUGGUGAUCAUUGUCAAGUGGAUAAGUAUAAUCACCUUGCCAUUUUUUUAUUGCUGUUUUUUGUUGUUGUCACUAUUAUUAUUAUUACCAACUCAGGAGAGAUUAUAUUAUUCUUCAUCCUUGUUUUGCCUUGUGAACAAUUAUAGACCAAAUAAUUUCAAUUUUUAAUUGACUUAACUGGAAAAUAGGAGUUGGUAAUCUUUCUCCA
This is a messenger RNA of Cuscuta europaea, 1497 nucleotides long. The record is from the annotation of a GenBank genome assembly. NCBI's taxonomy places the organism in Eukaryota, Viridiplantae, Streptophyta, Magnoliopsida, Solanales, Convolvulaceae.